Brugia pahangi is the source of this 897-nucleotide messenger RNA. Lineage: Eukaryota; Metazoa; Nematoda; Chromadorea; Rhabditida; Onchocercidae. The record is from the annotation of a GenBank genome assembly.
AUGUCUUCAUUGCCCGAUUUUACUAUAUGCGGAACACUAGGUAAAGCAUGUUCUGGAUUAAGCGAUGUUUUGCUUGUAAAACGAUUAGCAGAUGAAAGUCUCGCCGCUCUACGGAUAUUGCCCACCGAAAAGAUGGAUUAUGAUAAGAUAAAGGAAGAAGUGUGGUUUUUGAAAUGGUUGUCUCAUCCGUGUAUUAUUUCAGUUAAUCAGAUAAUUUCUGUGGGAAGUGACGUUUAUGUCUUCUCAAUCUAUUGCGAUCUCUGUUCAGUUUUAAGUGUGGUGCACAAUCACUAUCCAUGUGGUCUGCCUGAAAAAGCAAUUGCUCAAGUCCUUAAAAAUGUCCUGCUAGCCGUGCAGUCUAUACGAUGCAGUCAUAUUUUGCUGCAUUCAACGGGCGCGGUGAAAUUAACUGGAUUUCGCCAUUGUGUAUUUUUGCAGCGUAAUGAGCUAACUGGUACCGAUAAUGUUUUACAUAACUUUGAUGCGGAAAUUUCCGAUGAGUUGCUGUGGUUGGCACCUGAAAUAUUGAGACAGGAUUUGUAUGGUUAUGGAUUAUCAUCUGAUAUAUAUAGCAUUGGUAUAACGAUAUGCGAAAUGGCCAAUGGUUUUCCACCCUUCUCGGAUAUGGAUCGUUUACAGAUGUUGUUCGAAAAAAGUAAAGGAACUACGCCACGAUUACUGGAUUGCACAACUCUUCCAGAUAAACAGGAUAUGCAGCGUGAUCAGCAAUAUCGACAGCGACGGCGUUUUAGUGAAUCACUACAUGUUAUAACGGAUAACUGCCUCAAACCAUUACCAGAAAACAGAUGGUCUGUAUCAAAACUUUUGGCUCAUCCGUUCGUGAAAUCAAUUAGAAAGAAUCGUUCUUUUUCAUCUUUGCUGCCAAAUAUAAUGUGA